Molecule: messenger RNA, 2297 nt
Organism: Brienomyrus brachyistius
Lineage: Eukaryota; Metazoa; Chordata; Actinopteri; Osteoglossiformes; Mormyridae
Gene: npepl1
Product: aminopeptidase like 1
Exons: 12
Coding region: 172-1743 (523 amino acids)
Biological process (GO): proteolysis
Cellular component (GO): cytoplasm
Molecular function (GO): manganese ion binding; metalloaminopeptidase activity
Source: RefSeq, a predicted model, not a curated record
CCAGCGCCUGCCCUCUUUUUGUUUCUCUGACUUCGGCCUGUCGCUGUAGGCAGCGUGGUGACCAAUCUUGUUUUUUCCUUUCACCCAGUGGUUUACUUUGGGGCUCUCCCGCUGGCCCGAGGGAAGCUCGGCAAGAGGUCGGGAGUCGUUCGCCGGCCUUUCAGCACAAACAUGGCGAACGUGGUGCUGGAGUUCAAGGCGUCUGCUGGAGACUCGGAGCCUCAAAGCCGCCCCGUGUUUUUUCUCGGCCAGCUGAACAACCUGCAGCAACUCUCAUGGGCGCAAGUCAAAGGGAAGCUACAGCCGGUCGUCAGCAAGGAGACAUGGCAGUUGGCGCUGGGUGCCCUAAAUCCCAACCCCACCGACAGCUGCCCGCUGUACUUGAGUCACGCAGUGGUGGCUGCCCUGCCGUCCCGCGUCAGCAGGCACAACAGCCCCUCCGCUGCCCACUUCCUCACUCGCCUGCUGCGCACCUGCCUCCCGCCCGGGGCCAACCGCUGCAUCGUAAUGGUGUGUGAGCGCACUGAGGUGUUUGCCUCUGCCUGCGCUAUUGCCCGGGCCUUCCCCCUCUUCUCCCGCCGCUCAGCUGCCUCCCGCAGGACCGAAAAUAAACUGGUGACAGUGGAAUUUAUUACCGUAGGCCAGGACAAUGGUCCCCUAGACCUCACAACCUUGGAGUGCCUGGCUAACGCAGCUGAUGGCGUGAGGCUGGCUGCUCGGAUAGUCGACACUCCCUGCAGUGAGAUGAACACUGAUCACUUCCUGGAGGAGAUCAAGGCUGUCGGGGCUGAACUCGGGAUCGCUCCUACCAUCAUUCGAGGAGAGGAGCUCAAACAGAAGGGAUUCGGAGGGAUUUAUGGUGUGGGGAAAGCAGCGGAACACCCUCCAGCCCUGGCGGUGCUCAGCCAUACACCAGAGGGCGCCACUCAGACCAUUGCGUGGGUUGGCAAGGGUAUCGUGUACGACACAGGUGGCCUCAGUAUCAAGGGAAAGACCACCAUGCCGGGGAUGAAGAGGGACUGCGGGGGGGCGGCGGCCGUCCUCGGGGCCUUUAAAGCUGCCGUCAAGCAGGGCUUUAAAGACACCCUCCAUGCCAUCUUCUGCCUGGCGGAGAACGCCGUCGGUCCAGCUGCCACAAGGCCUGAUGACAUCCACACGCUGUACUCCGGAAAGACAGUGGAAAUAAACAACACCGACGCGGAGGGCCGGCUGGUGCUGUCCGACGGAGUGGUGUAUGCGAGAAAGGACCUUUCUGCAGAUAUCAUCCUGGACAUGGCCACCUUGACUGGAGCGCAGGGGAUCUCCACCGGGAAAUACCACGCGGCGAUCAUAACCAACAGUGAGGAGUGGGAGGCUGCCUGCGUGCGGGCCGGCCGCAGCAGCGGAGACCUUGCCCACCCCUUGGUCUACUGCCCUGAGCUGCACUUCAGCGAGUUCACGUCCGCUGUGGCCGACAUGAAGAACUCAGUAGCUGACCGUGAGAAUGCUCAGAGCUCCUGCGCAGGGCUCUUCAUCGGCUCACACCUGGGCUUCGACUGGCCGGGCGUCUGGGUGCAUGUGGACAUCGCCUCCCCAGUUCACACUGGGGAGCGCGCCACAGGAUUUGGCGUGGCCUUGCUGCUGGCCCUGUUUGGACAGGCCUCUGAGGACCCCAUACUCAACAUGGUGUCCCCACUGGGCUCGGCCAACUCUCAGCUGGGAGAUCAGAUGGAGCGCGACUGCAAGAGGCGGAGGCUGGUGUGACUCCGGCCGGCCUUCCUCCUGGCCCAUCCACUUCCUGUCGUCGUGUGCUGCCAACACCACAGAAUACCUAAUGGUCUUUGCGACUCAUUUCCAUCAGUUCAUUAAACAACUGAUCUUCACCCCUCUGCACUAACUAUACAUGAGCUAGAUUUUUACAGUGUUUUAACUAAUUUAAGAAAUACCAACCCUCUGUACUGUGGGGAAAAUGUCUUGUAGGAUUUGAUGGUAGGGACAUCAGGGGGGGGCCCUGUUUGGUUAAUCUUCAUUUUCCGUUAUCUACGAUAAGCUUUUGUGAUUGCAAAAAAAAAGGGCCUGGUGUGAUGUCCAGACCAGUGGUUAGGGAUGAAUAGUGAAAGGGGGGGGGGGUGCUGAUGGUUGAUGUGAGAGAGCCGGGUCGGUGGAGUUUGAACUCCGCUGCAGAAUUAAUAAUUUGUCUGACGCAUCAUCUUAAAUGAUUUUAGUCUGUAAACCAGAUUAUAGCAGAGGUGUGUAUCUCUAUGAAAGGAAGGUAAAGAGUUGUUGAAUUUGCAUCUGAAAAUAAAUAUUGAAUCAUG